Molecule: messenger RNA, 3058 nt
Organism: Microplitis mediator
Lineage: Eukaryota; Metazoa; Arthropoda; Insecta; Hymenoptera; Braconidae
Product: alpha-ketoglutarate-dependent dioxygenase alkB homolog 6
Exons: 2
Coding region: 1828-2988 (386 amino acids)
Biological process (GO): DNA recombination; DNA integration; proteolysis
Molecular function (GO): DNA binding; aspartic-type endopeptidase activity
Source: RefSeq, a predicted model, not a curated record
AAUGAAACACUAGUAUUCAGAUGAUAAUAAAAGUCGCAGAAAUCAGAUAAUUUUUUUAUUAUUCUAAACGCGAUACUUGUGAGUAUUAUAAAGUUUUGUUAAUAUGCACAAAAAACUUUUUAUUAUUAUUUUAUUUUAUUUAGCUUUCCAUAACUACUUCAUUAAAGUAAUAAUUUAGUGGCAUAAGAAGGCUGGUUUAAUUAUAUCUAUCUAAAGUAAACAAACUCAAUUAUUGUCUUUAUUUUGUUUACUUAUUCAAUGUAAAUGUUCCACAAGUUAGGCAUUUAAGGCUAAAGCUAAACUUUCAGUAGGUAUAUAAGUACAGUGGUCUUGCUAUAACUUUGACAGAAGGGCUUGAAAUUCUUGAAAUCAAAGUUACACUGAAAAAAAAAAUGUAGUUAUCGUAACCAUCUGAAGUAGUGCUUAAUGGUAGAUAGUUGUCACAACAAAAUGUAUCGUUAAAUUGGGUAGGUGUCAUUCAGACAAAAUCUUUAUUACACAUAUUCCGAUUGCCUAGAUCCUGCUCAUCCAGAGUUUGAUUACCUACAAUCUCGAUUAAAAGUGAUUGUUUUUAAAUAGAUCCAGCUUAAACAGAAUGAUUUUAUUUCGCCAGUAUUUAUAUAUUUAUAUAUUUACAGUAAAUAUAGAUAUAUUGACAAUGAUAAUUCAAUCCUAGAUUAAUAAGCUCUUGGAUUAAACAACUGCCCCUAAAUCAUCAGUUAUAAAUUAAGAAAUCAUGUGUAAAAGAGAUCUAUCUUAAAACAAUCACUUCUAAUCAGAAUUGUAGAUAAUCAAACUCUGAGUAAGCGGGAUUUAGGCUAAAGGAAUGUACACAAAAACGAUUCUGCCUAAUAAACUUCUGUCUGAAUGAUAUCUACCCGUUAAAUUUGGAAUACUAGAUUGCCGCAUUAACUAUCUUCAAUUAUGAAUAAAAGUAUUCUUAAUUUAACUAUACUAUGUGGUUACAUUUCCUAUGCUCGGUAUUUUGCUGGUUUUAACGAUUCUGAAAGAUUACUAUCAAAGCAAUCCUAAUUUUUAAUUUAGCAAUCCGAAUGGUUAAUGUAGCAAUCUGGAUUGUGAAUAUAUCAAUACUGGCUGUUAAUAUUACAAUACGUAUUGUCGUAGCAACCAUCUAUAUAGAUAGUUGAUUUAACAAAACAUUGUAUAGGUAAUAUAUAGAAAUGUAACUUUUACGCAAAUAAUGUAUUUCUAUAUUAACAAUCUACAAUUUUUUAAACUUUAAAUAGUUACUACAGCCUAUCGGUAUUGCUCUUACAGCAAUAUUUUUCAGUUUACAGAAUAAAAAAAUGUAUUAUUAUUUUUAUUUCGGUUGACUUUCAGAGUCUUCUCUUUGAAUAUAUAUUAAUCAAUUAGUACUGUAUAUUUAUUGAUUUAUUUACGCUAAUCGGCUUUAUACAUUCUAUUUAACUUUUAGAAAAGUAGUGUUUAAUCUAAAACUGCACAUAAACGUGAAUAUAAUAUAAUAUAGUACUUUAGUGACGUGGUAAAAUAUUUUUUGUAUUACUCAUGCGAGAAAAGUAGUAUCUUGACGCUCGCUGUUGCGUUUGAAAAAGAGCCGUUUGCCCAUUUUAAAAUUAUGCGUGAGUUUUUUCAUAAAUAAAACUGUUAUUUGAGUGCGACAAGUUUACUUGUCGCACGUAAAUUAUUCUUGGCACACGCAAAUUUAGAUAAAAUUGCUAAAAUUAAAAAAAUAAUAACAAAAAAAAACACAAUCGACAUAUUAAAACUGAAUUGAGGUUGACGCGUCUGACAGUUUAAUUUAAUAAAUAAAAUUGUAAUUAAAUUAAAAUUAGUUUAAAAACGAAUAUGGAGUCGGAAAUAAUACCGGAAACUCCAGAAAGUUCGAGCGACGAAUCCACACCACCUGAAAUUCUGAAAAAAGCCGAUGAAGUAAGAAAUAAUUUAGUUCCUCAAGUAUCGAGACCCAAAUAUGAAGCGGCUUACAAUAAGUUUAUGGAAUGGCGAAGAAAUAAAAAGGUCAAGAGCUUUUCUGAACCCAUUCUUCUGACUUAUUUUAGUGAACUUGCCGAAACCAAAUUACCGUCAACUUUGUGGGCCACUUACUCAAUGUUGCGAAGUAUGAUUGACAUCAAACACAAAAUUAAUAUUUAUAAUUAUUCGGGUUUGAUCGCUUUUUUAAAGCAGCAAAAUAAAGGUUUUAAACCAAAAAAAGCUAAAACGUUAGACGCUGAGCAAAUAAAUCAAUUUUUGAACCAAGCUCCUGAUAAUCAAUUCUUGGCAAUUAAGGUGGCUUUGAUUUUUGGGGUUCAAGGUGCGUGCAGGCGUCAUGAACUUUGUGAUUUAACAGUGGACAAUAUAAUCGACAAAGGUGACAUGUUGUUGGUGAAAAUUCCAAAAACUAAAACCGGCAAAGCAAGAUCUUUUGUCGUGACGGAUGCGUUUUAUCAAACUUAUAAAAAAUACUCUUCUUCACGCCCAACAAACUUAGCUACCAAGAGAUUCUUCGUGGGUUAUCGGAACGGCAGGUGUACGAGGCAAAAUAUUGGCAUUAAUACGUUCGGUAGCAUGCCAAAAAUAGUAGCGAAAUAUUUGAAUUUAGCAAACCCGGAGUCUUACACAGGCCAUACUUUUAGAAGAACAUCAGCUACUCUGUUAGCGGAUUCUGGUGCUGAUCUUCUUACAAUAAAAAGGCACGGAGGAUGGAAAUCCAAUCCCGUUGCUGAAAGUUACGUGGAAGACUCAGUAGGUAAUAAAAAACGGAUUAGUGAGCAAAUUGCACGUGCCAUAUCAUCGAGACCAUCUACUUCACGCGAACAUUCAGACUCAAACAACCCAAUUUUUGGAAAAACUUCUGAAGAACCGAUGAACAUCACUGUGAUGCAUCAAGAAAAUGAAAGAUCCGAAAUUUUAGAGCAGGUUUCAUCUAAAAACGCCAUGAAUUUGAAUAUUACAUUUACGAACUGCACAAACAUUUCAGUUCUUUUAAAUGACACUGAAAAAAAGUAACUUAUUUAUGUUGCUGUUGUUGUUCUUGUUAUUUUUUGUUCUGAUCAAAUAAAUUUAUAUUCAUUUGUAA